Dendroctonus ponderosae (mountain pine beetle) is the source of this 2539-nucleotide messenger RNA. Its product is annotated as NADH dehydrogenase [ubiquinone] 1 alpha subcomplex assembly factor 8. The transcript has 2 exons. Gene Ontology annotation, cellular component: mitochondrion; membrane; glycosylphosphatidylinositol-mannosyltransferase I complex. Bases 849 to 2420 code for a protein of 523 amino acids. Lineage: Eukaryota; Metazoa; Arthropoda; Insecta; Coleoptera; Curculionidae. Gene Ontology annotation, molecular function: alpha-1,4-mannosyltransferase activity; GPI mannosyltransferase activity. Gene Ontology annotation, biological process: mitochondrial respiratory chain complex I assembly; GPI anchor biosynthetic process. The record is from RefSeq and is a predicted model, not a curated record.
AGUAGCAACAUGGGCUGUCAAUGUUUCUCCAGUUGUCAUAGUAUUUGUUUUGAGUGUUCUUUCCUAUAGAUCAGUAAUUGCAAAUUUCCUCAUUACAUCGAAUUCCCCUCACCAAGGAGGCCUGAUGACCACUAAUGCCAGUUAAAGACCCCUGUAAGGUAUUUGCCUGUCGCAUUCAAGCCUGCCUCAAUGAGAACAACUAUCAGGAAUCGGCCUGCCAGCAUGCUAUAGAAUCGAUGCGUGAAUGCUGCCGGCAGUGGAAAGACAAAAGUUUCGUAUGUGAGGGAAUUGACAUUGCCCAGAAGCCUUCAGAGAAGAAUGAAUCAAAAUAGAUACAAUAUAAAAAAGCAGACGUUCACUCAGAGACAUUAUAUGUUGAUUAAUGCCGUUCUUUCGGUGCUUGGACUUGGAAUAUUGUUUUCGCGGCCGAUUUACGACUCGUUUAGCUACUCUUCAGAGGAAAUUGAAGAUCUGCGCGAAAAGGUCCUAAGAGAUCGCAAACUCAAACAGGAAAAACUAGCAGAGGAGAAGAAGCAGGCAGAGGCUGCAAAGAAAGAGGCAGAAGCUGCGAAUAAAAUCGCAGAGGCUGCGAAGAAAGAAGCAGAAUCUGCAAAGAAACAGUGAAGAUGGAAUCAGUAAGUAAAGCCAAGCAAAGGUUCAAACAGUAUCCUUUAAUAUUUGGCAAGUGUGGAAAAGAGGCCAGUGUCUACGCCACGUGUGUGUUAAAACAGGACAAUCUGAUGAAAGACAACUGUGUGACUGAGUUUCAAGGCUUUAAAACCUGCUUGCAGAUGAGUGCGGCCAAAUUGAAAACCAGGAUUUAGUAGCAAGUGCUUUAGUAGAUAAAAAUGCUCAAAAAUAUUCAGGAACUGGCAUCAAAGCCGCUUUGUGUUCUAGAGAAAUGGUUCAAAGCCGACAUGGUGACACAUAUAAUAGUCUCCUCAAUGAUCAGGCUGUGUCUAGUUGUUUAUGGGGCCUUUCACGACCAGCAUUACGAGGUACCGUACACAGACGUUGAUUAUAAAGUUUUCACCGACGCUGCCAGACAUGUAGUCCAGGGGGGCUCUCCAUAUGACCGGCACACAUUUCGCUAUUCGCCGUUGAUUGCGAUUUUGCUAACGCCCAACGUGUUUUUUCAUCCAAUGUUUGGCAAAAUCAUUUUCUGCGAAGUGGAUUUGGUGGUGGCCUAUUUUAUCCGGCGCCUCGUUUAUUUGAACGUCUUUGAAUGGAUGUCCAAGUAUGAGAGCUACGCUUCGGAAAAAGCGCCAUUGGAUGCCAUUGAAGAGAAAAAACCAAUCAAGACCAGGAAAAGGAAAGGCAUGCCAAGCAAGUACAAUGUAAAGGUUCAAACUGCAAUUUAUUGGGCGCACAGAGCCAUGCUCUUUUGGCUGUAUAACCCGUUGACUAUGGCAAUUUCCACGAGAGGUAACUCGGACUCUAUAGCAUGUCUUUUGGUAGUGCUCACCCUUUAUGGGAUUCAAUCCAACUGGCAUCCCUUUUUAGUUGGGUUGUUGCACGGUUUUUCUGUCCAUUUCAGGAUUUACCCUGUUAUCUACAGCCUGCUGUUUUUCAUGUAUUACAGUGGCUUUGCUUAUGAGUUUGAGCUUCCUAGCUUUCCUCAGUACAAGGCCAUUAAGAGCGAGAAGAAAACCAAGAAGAACAAGCUCGCUAAGCGGGUAGACAGUGGGGAAGUUUGCCGGAGAAACCCGGAAAGCUUGAAGAUUUUUGCCACUAGCUUCUGGUGGUACCUCUGGCCGAAUACCCAGCAGCUGAUGCUUGUGAUGGGCGCCGCAUGUUCUCUGCUUAGUCUAACCGGAGUUUUCUACUACAUGUAUGGCUACAAGUUCCUUUACGAAUCCCUCAUCUAUCACCUGGUUAGGGUGGACUUUAAGCACAACUUUUCCUUGUAUUUCUACUUGCAGUAUCUCACGGCCUUCGUCACCAUGCCCAUGUGGUUUACCGGCAAUUUCUGGCAACCCAUCCUGAUCAACCUGCCUCCCAUUGUGCUAAUUUUGAACUUUUCCUUCCGUUACGGCCUGAAUAAGUUCUCCCUGAACUUUGGCGUGUUGGCGCAGACCAUAGUUUUCGUCAUUUUCAACAAAGUGAUCACUUCGCAGUACUUUGUGUGGAUUAUGGGCGUUCUGCCGUUGUGCAUUUGGCAAAUAAAGCUCAGCAAAGCAGAAGUGGUGGCUAUGACAGUGAUCUGGUUUGCUGCUCAAGGCGCCUGGCUAGUUCCAGCCUAUUUGCUGGAAUUUCGGGGCGAGGACACAUUUUUGUACAUCUGGAUACAGAGUGUGUCGCUGUUUUGCGCCCACAUCGGAAUCUUCGGUCGAUUAGUGAAAAAUUUCAUUUUGCCAAUGGGCGUCUUGAAGAACUACAAUGGGCGCUCGCUGGCCAGCUCAAUAUUUCAGUCUGACUGAGUCGGGACUUUUAUAUUCAAUGUAGUAGUGAUUGUUUAUUUAGUCAGUAAUCCAAAAAUUGGCGCCAAAUAGGGUAAGGAGUGGCUGAUUGUUAGAUUUAAAUAAAUUGAUGUUCCUGA